Molecule: messenger RNA, 213 nt
Organism: Trichophyton rubrum CBS 118892
Lineage: Eukaryota; Fungi; Ascomycota; Eurotiomycetes; Onygenales; Arthrodermataceae
Product: protein translocase SEC61 complex gamma subunit, archaeal and eukaryotic
Exons: 3
Coding region: 1-213 (70 amino acids)
Biological process (GO): protein targeting; post-translational protein targeting to membrane, translocation
Cellular component (GO): membrane; Ssh1 translocon complex
Molecular function (GO): transmembrane protein transporter activity
Source: RefSeq, a predicted model, not a curated record
AUGUCGGACGCCUUCCAGGAGCUCGCUGAUAUCCCCAAGGACUUUGUCAAGGAUGGCAUGCUCUUUGUGAACCGAUGCACAAAGCCCGAUAAGCGCGAGUUCCUCAAGAUCAGCCAGGCCGUAGGAUUCGGCUUCCUCAUCAUGGGAGCCAUUGGAUACUUUAUCAAGCUGAUACACAUUCCCGUUAACAACAUUCUUGUUGGAGGCGCAUAG